This is a messenger RNA of Sus scrofa (pig), 4147 nucleotides long. NCBI's taxonomy places the organism in Eukaryota, Metazoa, Chordata, Mammalia, Artiodactyla, Suidae. The record is from RefSeq and is a predicted model, not a curated record.
GGAGGAGGCCAGAGCUGGUUUCAGGGCUGUGUUACGUACUGUCUUAAGUAUUUUCAAAUAGAUUAGCCCAUUGGAGUCUUUCAGGAUUUCUGAAAAAUAAGUUACAUUAUACACAAAUUAAAUAUUCUCUGUUGUGCAUGAAUUUGUAUUGGCACAGUUCUGGCAAAUCGUAAUUGCUGGUGCUUCCUAUUUUUCUCCCGCUUUCUGUUGUGCUCUUCUCCUGAGGUGUUUUUUUGUUUUGUUUCGUUUUAAUGGGGUCUCCUUAUUUUAUUUUUUUUCCUUUUAUUUACUGAAGAGACAUUAUUGGAAAGAGUAAAGCUUUCUUUUCCAGGUCAUAGAGCUUUUACCUCAAGGGAGGAGUCAGACAGUAAACAGGUAAAGGAAUGAGUGAUAGAAUGUAAGAAAGUGGUAAUGCUGUAAAGAAAAAUAAAAGCAAGGUAAAAGGAUGGGGCAGAUGGAUGCUAUUUUAGUAACAGUCGGGAAGGUGACAUCUGCGAGCAGACCUGAGCGAAAGGAGGUGUGGAUAGGAGCUGGGUUUUUGUUGGUGUUGUGGCUGUUGCCUGAGCUGCUGCCAGUAAAUGAGGGGAGAGGGGGCCCGAGACACAGGCAGGGGCCAGACCACCAGGCCGAGAUUAGCAAAGAGCCGCGUCUAAAAUACCACCCACCCCCCCCAACAAAUUGUGAUUUUUCUCCCUCCUUUCAGACUCCUCCUUUGAAGGAAACAGAGUGUUUACAUGUAUAAUUUGUUCACUUUAAAUGUAAGGAAGGCAUUGCCAGUUGUCUCUAGAAGUUUCUUACAAGGGCACAUCCAGCUAUGGAGGUAAGGUGUUACUUUGGCCCCUUUGCAGGUAUUUUUUUAGUGGGUGGGGUCAGUCAAAUUUUGUCUUAAGAUUCUUUGUUAUCUUUGAGUGACCGUUUAUCAUAGCGAUUCUCCCAUUUGUCUGGCCCUAUUUCCUGGGUCGUUUGAGAAUAUUUUAAUGCUUGUGUAGAAAAUGUAGCUUAUGGGCCCGCAGCUUCCUCAUACAAUUUUUUUUUUUUUUCAGUUUUCUCUUGGUCCUUGGUUUUUAUACCUCCUUUACCCCAUCCUUUUCAUAGAUCACCUUUUCAAUUUCUAGAGACCUUUCCUGUUUUUCUGAGCAUAACACUCAACAUGAGCAAGUAAGGUGAGAAACUCCUUCAUAUUGGAUAACAUGUAUCUGUCAAACAUUUCUGCUUUAGACUAUGUCAGUCCCAGGUUAGGCCCCAUGUGGUUGGCAGCUGCUAAGAUGGCUCCAGUGAUCCUGCCUCCUGGUAUAGCUGCCUCCCCUUGAGUGUGGGCUGGACCUGGGGCCUUCCUUCUAACAAAGAGGAGAUGGCAAAGGGAUGGGAUGUCAGAAAAGAGUCUGGCUCCUGGCUUGUUUGUCCUCUCUUGCUUGGUUGCUCUGAGGGAAGCCAGCUGCCAUUCUGUGAUUCCCUAUGGAGUGACCCACAUAGAGGGGGACAGAGGAAGGUGUGUAGCUAACAGCCAGCAAGGAACCAAGUCCCUCAGCCUAACUGAGCAACUGAAUUCUGCUCAUAACUCCAUGCACGAAUAUGGAAGCAGAUCCUCACAGAGGUGAGCCUGAAGAUAACUGCAGCCAGAGAAGAUGGCAAAAGGGCUAGGAUCUUGCAGAUGCCUGACCCAUGGAAACUAAAGGCUUUUCUGUGGAGUUCAGAAUCAUUUCUAGAAAUCUGAAACUUCAGACUCUCCAAGAUGUACCUCAGUGCAGCACAUCACCGCAUCCCUCUUAAUGAUGGAAAUAGCAUUCCUAUCAUUGGACUUGGCACCUUCUCAGAACCUAAACUGACCCCUAAGGGGAUCUGUGGGACAUCAGUGAAAAUCGCCAUUGAUACGGGGUACCGGCACAUUGACGGGGCCUUCAUCUACCAGAACGAGCACGAAGUGGGCGAGGCCAUCAGGGAGAAGAUAGCAGAAGGAAAGGUGCGGAGGGAGGAUAUUUUCUACUGCGGAAAGCUGUGGGCUACAAAUCUGGACCCGGAGAUGGUCCGCCCGGCUCUGGAGAGGACGCUCAAGGUCCUCCAGCUAGAUUACGUGGAUCUUUACAUCAUUGAAGUACCCAUGGCUUUUAAGCCUGGAGAUGACAACUUUCCUAAAGAUGAAAAUGGCAAAUGGUUAUAUUGCAAGUCAAAUCUGUGUGGCACUUGGGAGGCUUUGGAAGCUUGCAAAGAUGAUGGCCUGGUGAAAUCCCUUGGAGUAUCCAAUUUCAACCGUAGGCAGCUGGAGCUCAUCCUGAACAAACCAGGACUCAAGUAUAAGCCAGUCAGCAACCAGGUUGAAUGCCAUCCAUAUUUUACCCAGCAAAAACUCUUGAAAUUUUGCCAACAACAUGACAUUGUCAUUAUUGCCUACAGCCCUUUGGGAACAUCUAGAAAUCCAAGCUGGGUGAAUGUAUCGUCCCCACCUUUGCUAAAGGAUGAGCUUCUAAACUCACUGGGGAAAAAGUACAAUAAGACAGCGGCUCAAGUUGUUUUGCGUUUCAGUAUCCAGCGAGGAGUGGUUGUCAUUCCUAAAAGCUUUACCCCUGAAAGGAUCAAAGAAAACUUUCAAAUCUUUGACUUUUCUCUUACUGAAGAUGAAAUGAAGGACAUUGAAGCCUUGAAUAAAAAUGUUCGCUUCGUGGAAAUGCUCAUGUGGCGUGACCAUCCUGAAUACCCAUUUCACGAUGAAUACUAACUUCAGAGGGCUCCGCACCAGAUAUGUGCCCGGACUUUGGGCUGGGUGGUCCCCCCAGCUAUGCAAACGAAAGGGCUUUACCCUCCUGAGAUGAAGUGGAGAUGACGACACCCUUAAUCAUUCUUCAUUAUGUCCAGUUCUCGAAAUGGAAAUUUGUGUAAUGUAAGUGACUUUGACUUAGCUAUAUGGGAAGGGGUUAAAUCUGUUAAAAUAAUUGUUGGAAAUUAUCAACUACUAUUUUAUUAAAUCAGGGUCUUCUGGGUUUCAGACAGAAAAAACAUUAGGCCUUAGAAAAGACUUCAAAGGAAGCAUAUGAAGAUAAAUAACCCAUGAAGCUGGGUACUGCCAUGAGUAGUCUAAAUUCUUUAGCAGUUCACAGGGCAACAAAGAGGAUAGAGAGCUGGAUCAAUGCCAGUGUGCUGGCAAUGGCCUUGGUGGUUUGGACCAUUGACUGAAAUACAGACACAGCCAAGGUAAGAUCCAUGUACGCAUUAUUCACAAGGAAGUGAUUUGCUGCACCUUGAGUAAAGAGAGUGGGCUGAGUGUAGAAAAGUCUUCAUAAAGCUAAUGAAACACCCCAGCAGACAACAAAGCCCCACUGAUUUGGUUGUUGUUUGUUUCCAUCCAAUGUGUGUCUGUAGGAUUUACCCAGCUUGAGGGAUAGACAAUUGCUGGUUCUCUCUUACAUGCAUCAAAGAGCCUGAGCUUCAGCGAACUAGUGAUCCAUGCUAGCAGGCUUGUCACUCUUGUCCCCGUUUAUUAUAUGACCACCAUUUUGCAAAGUGGCUCAAGACAACCAGCAUGCAUGUAACUGAAUUUUGAGAAUGUAGCAAGUUUAAAAGAACCCUGAUGAUUUUACCAUAUUAAAUUUUUAAGUGAAUAAAAAGAUUAUUAUAAUUCCAUAUUGGAGAUGUACCUAUUUUCAAUUCAACCAGAGCAGUAAAUUUUAUUCAUUCACUGUCAUAGGGCAAGAGAGCUCUUCAGAACUUCAAAACAGGGAGUUCCUGUUGUGGCUCAGUGGUUAACGAACCUGACUAGUACCGUGAGGACUCGGGUUCGAUCCCUGGCCUACCUUAGUGGGUUAAGGAUCUGGUGUUGCCAUGAGCUGUGGUGUAGUUGCAAAUGCAGCUUGGUUCUGGCGUAGGGCCCAGCUACAGCUCCGAUUUGACCCCAAGCCUGGGAACCUAUGCUGCAGGUGUGGCCCUAAAAAAAACAAAAAACAAAACCCCUCAAAACAAACUUGUAUUUAUCCAAAACCAAUUGCUUAUUGAUAAUGUUCCAUUACCUGAAAACAUACAUCUCUGAGAAAUUAUCCAUUUAAAAAAUUGAUCUCUACUUAUUAUUUCCACUAAUUGUAAUAUUAAUACUUACAAUGCUGUCCUCUGGAAAACAUUUUGUUCACAAGAAAUAAUAAAAUAUAAUGAUUUAUUCUAC